Molecule: messenger RNA, 1134 nt
Organism: Diatraea saccharalis (sugarcane borer)
Lineage: Eukaryota; Metazoa; Arthropoda; Insecta; Lepidoptera; Crambidae
Source: the annotation of a GenBank genome assembly
UUUCGUGUAUUGUUUGCUUAGAAUAAUUUUUUUUUUUUAUAAACGAGUUUGUAUUUAAAUUAUCUAUUUUGUGCAUUCAUAAUGGCAGGUAAUUUUUGGCAAAGCUCCCAUCACCAACAGUGGAUACUGGAUAAAACAGAUCUUAUCAGGGAUCGCCAACACGAUCUAAGCAUUUUGAGUGACGAGGAAUACCAAAAAAUAUUCAAUUUCUUUGCAAGUAUCAUUCAAGUUUUAGGUGAACAAUUGAAGCUACGUCAACAAGUAAUUGCAACGGCUACCGUGUAUUUUAAGAGGUUCUAUGCAAGGAAUUCUUUGAAGUGCAUUGAUCCCUUAUUACUAGCUCCAACCUGUGUGUUUCUUGCUUCAAAAGUAGAAGAAUUUGGGGUCAUCUCGAAUUCGCGACUCAUAACGACAUGUCAGACCGUUAUUAAGAAUAAGUUUGGCUAUGCAUAUGGACAACAAGAAUUUCCAUACAGAACAAAUCAUAUUUUAGAAUGUGAAUUCUAUUUGCUUGAAAAUUUAGACUGCUGUCUGAUAGUAUAUCAGCCGUACAGACCUUUAUUACUAUUUGUUCAAGACAUAGGUCAAGAAGAUCAAUUACUAACCUAUGCUUGGAGAAUUGUAAAUGAUUCUUUAAGAACUGAUGUCAGCUUGCUAUAUCCACCAUACCAGAUUGCAAUUGCUGCAUUGCAUAUAGCGUGUGUGAUGCUAGGCAAAGAAAAUCAAAAAAGUUGGUUUGCAGAGUUAAAUGUGGAUAUGGAUAAGAUUCAAGAAAUAGUGAGAUCUAUUAUAAAUUUAUAUGAAAUGUGGAAAAGUUAUGAUGAAAAGAAGGAAAUACAAGGACUAUUAGCAAAAAUGCCUAAACCAAAGCCCGCUCCCCAAAGAUAAUAGUAAAAUAAGACUAGAUGUGACAAAUGUUUAUACAAGGUUAAGACAACAAUGGUGAAAAUGUAUGAUAACUAUUAUCAGAAUGACAAAUCAACAUUAGUAUUUUUAUAACAUUUUAUUGUGCUUGCAACUGUAAUGAAUUCAUAUGUAUUAUUUAUUGUUCUGUAAUUGAAUGUAUUGUUCUGAAAAAAUCAAGUAAGAAUGUCUUGUAUUCAGUAUCAAUAGAUGGGUGUUGGUGUUAUAACC